Molecule: messenger RNA, 726 nt
Organism: Ostertagia ostertagi
Lineage: Eukaryota; Metazoa; Nematoda; Chromadorea; Rhabditida; Trichostrongylidae
Source: the annotation of a GenBank genome assembly
AUGAAGCCAUUCGCGUGUGAGAAAGGGAAUCGAUGGAAGGUGUACAGUAGAAGCAGCAUGGCGACAAGGAAACACUAUCAGAAGACCGCAAGGGUCGGUGAUGUCAUCGUGCAAGGGGAGCCCGGCACAAGCUUUUACUCUGACCCAUCGAAGGACUAUUAUUUGAGUGGCGACCACGGCUACGACUUCAUUAAUCCCAGCAUGCAGACAGUUUUCUUCGCCAAUGGGUCCCUCGAUCAGAAAAGGAGUGGUCAUGCCUGCUUUUCAAAAUAUCGAGUACCUCAACUUGUUCUUGGAUCUGCUUGGCCUGCCGGAAAAUGUGCCAAACAAUGGAACACUCGGACUGAUGGAUGGAAUUUUGGCGCAUCCACCGUUUCGGAACGCGGAAUUUCGCCUUCCCUUGCUAGUCGAAUUUCUGCCAAAUUAGCAUGUGCUCUCCCGAAACAGACACCUUUUCAAAUAUCGUCGACGUCAGCUCGUUGCAUUCAAAAUUAUUGUGAAAAGACGGUGAUAGUUGAUGCUCCUGUGGCUGUUUCUGAGACAUUGACAAAAGGACUCACUAGCACCAUCAAUUCCUGCCACUUUGUGAACUCCAAAUAUGGUAGCGCCUGCUCUAGACAUGAAGAAGUAAAAGGAAUCACGCUGAAAAGCCUUUCCGCUGAUUCGCAUUCGGAGUUCUCUAAUAUAUGGACCAUCGAAAUUCCAUGGAAGAGCAAAUUUGUUACC